Molecule: messenger RNA, 2045 nt
Organism: Lingula anatina
Lineage: Eukaryota; Metazoa; Brachiopoda; Lingulata; Lingulida; Lingulidae
Cellular component (GO): membrane
Source: RefSeq, a predicted model, not a curated record
UGUAGCUGUCUACUUAAUUGGUAAAACGAGACUAGAGGUCGGAAAUGAUCCUACUAGUGCAUGGAGUGUGGGCCUAUUUACAUAUGACGCGAUUUAUGGCUGGGCGUAUCUACCAAGCAUUCACUUCUACUGUAGAGCUCAUUCACUGUGUUCGAGAGAGAAAGGAUAUUGCAGACCGGCAGCGCUUGUAGCCUGACCUCGCUUUCUUGCUUAGAUACUACGCACUGGAUCAGUGUACAUAGGGUUUUAGUCUCGUGCAUUGAACACCACCUGAAUACAUUGGAACCAGCACAGCCGGCGUCAAUAUGGCUUUAUCCUGCUCGACAACGUUGAAGAUAUGCCUUGUGUUCCUCCUUCUUGCCAACAUAUGCAAUGUUAUUGCCUUUGCCACUAUGGGCUGGUCUCGCAUAGACUUCUUUAAUACGUGGAAAGGCCUCUGGCGGUGGUGUACAGGGGAUUUAUGCGGAGACAGAGAUGGCGACGACUACUUCAAGGCGGUACAGUGGACGUUUAUGAUUGGCAGCGGCGGGUUUGCAGUGACUUUGGUCAUCUUAUUCCUCUACUCCUGUAUGUCACCGCUAAGGAAGCGUCCUGUGGCCUCAGUCUGGAUAUUCCUCUGCUUUAUCUCUGGUGUGUUCUCUCUGAUCGGAGUGGCGAUAUACGGGGCCAGGAAACCAGACAUCGAGGAGCUUCACUACUCCUAUGGUCUAGCCUGCUGCGGGCUCAUCCUCGGCGUUCUCACAGGGGUGUUUGGAAUCGCAGACUCACGCGCGUAGUUCGAUAUACUGCUGAUAUAAUCUCUGUUGUAGUUAAUGUUGUAGUUGAUGUAGCACUGAAAGCUGGAGCACAGACUGUAACUGUGCAGUGUUUUUGGUUCACAUUAAUUAGAUCUUAGACCAAAGUUUUGAUAUAACGUAGAGAUGUAGAUGUUUCAAAAAAUAGAUUUAUAUGUAGCGAAUGAUGAGCAUGAAAUCUUGCCUAUAGUAAAGACUGACGUAUGAUAAAAGCAUGAACUAGUAUAGGUAGACAUGAACUGAAAUAACUCUUCUUUUGCUGUGUUGCCCUGCCUCCUUGGCAAUGGAUCUUUUAGAUUUUCUACGUUUAAGUAAGUUGGGAUUUGGCGUUAUAUUAUGAUAAGUAAGCUCUGUGGUGAACAUUGUUCUUUGAUUAUAGAAGUGUUAGUAUGCAUUGUGGAGUUUGAUGUAAGGCAAGGGCUGUAGAUACAGUGUACAGUGUGUCCCUAUUUGUCUGAGACUCGUCGUCUUAAUCCAUCACUGGGAAUAAGUAACCGGUCUCUGUUUAGUUUUGAUCUACUAACGAUUGCCUGAUCUUUGGGUCACAAUACUUUUGGCACUACUCUAUUUUUCAGAUUAUAGGUCACUGACAUUCCUGUAUACGGUAAUUGUUAAUUUUGAACUCUGUGCAGGUAGUUUUUACAGUGCAAGAAUAUUUAUUCAAAUAAGUGAAGGGUGAUUACUUGAAGUCAAAUACCAAGACUCGCUACAUUCAGUGAAGGAAUUGUUUUAUAUGAGCAGCAUUGGUGUUGCUUUUUAAUAUGCUCUGAUACUGAGGGCGCUGAAUUAAACAGUUGGCCUCGUGCCAAACUGAAUCUCUAAUCUUUUCUCUUCUACCUGUGACACAUGUAAGGUUCUCUUUAAGUAGGCAGUGGUAUAUGCAUCUCUUUUAUUCCAUGUAAUUUAGUAUAUUAAUAUCUAGUCCUUUUUAUAGACUUGUAGUAUUCUAAUAAGUGUUUAUUUUUCAUUAUUCAAAAUAAAAUCCCGAGUUGGAGGGAAGGCAAGACAGGACGUAUUUUUUCUAUUUUUGUAUCUUGAACUUUGGUUUAUUGUUGAAGUGCAUACUGCUGUGCUACCAGCCAUACUACAUACAAUAUAUAUAUACAAGGACAAUAUGCAAAUACCACGUUUUAUCAUAAACGAUUAUUAUUCAGCACAAGAUGAAUUUUCCCACCGUUAGCUUAAGGCCAACUCAGUCGGAGGCCUUCAUUGAACUGAUGUGAAAAAAAAAAAAAAAAAAAAAAAAAAAAA